CCACGAACGUUGCUUGUGAGAACCUUACAGCAUCUCACCAAAUUUCUCGGCCACAAAAUUCUCGCUUUCCUCACAACUCAAUCGCAUCGACAAAAUGGCGGCCCCUGUGCAGCGGCUCCAGCCGACCAAGCUCCCCACACUCCCCUCAUCGACAACGCCCGAACAGCGAUACUGGCGCACCUUCGCCUCGCCGCUGCUGAUCCAUGAGUACUCUAACAUCACGUCGAUCCACUUCUCGCCGUCGGCGCGAGCGCACGACUUCGCCGUGACCUCGGCGUCGCUGAUCAAGAUCUUCUCCGCCAAAACCCGCGCAGUCUCCAAGACCAUCUCCCGCUUCAAGGAAACCGCCUACGCUGGACAGAUCCGUCGCGAUGGAAAAGUCAUGGCCGCAGCGGACGCCACCGGCACCGUGCUCGUCUUUGAUCUGGCGAGUAGAGCCGUCCUGCGCACCUGGGCUGGCGAACAUAAGGCUCCGGUCCAGGCGCUCCGCUGGAAUCCGAGGGAGCUGACGGGUCUCGUUACCGCGAGUGACGAUACUACUGUGCGUCUGUGGGAUCUUCCUGCGAGGGAGAGUGUGACCACCUUCACGGGCCACGAGGACUAUGUUCGUUCGGUUGCGUACUUGCCGGUUGGUGGAGUUGCGGGCGGUGCCGGCGGGCUGGUGGUCAGUGGGAGUUACGAUACUACGGCGAGGAUAUGGGAUCCGCGAAUUGCGGGGGGCAAGGCGGCAAUGACGUUCCGACACGAUACGGCAGUGGAGGAUGUUCUCGCCAUGCCCGGGGGAACGACGCUGCUGUGCGCCACCGGGAAUGUGGUCCGUGUGUGGGAUGUCGUUGCGGCGAAGGAGAUCGCCGUCCUCAGUAAUCACCAGAAAACGGUUACGAGCUUGGCGCAUACGACUACGGGAGAGAAGAGGAGGGUGCUCACCGGUGCGUUGGAUGGCCAUGUCAAGAUUUACGAUACCGCCUCGUGGACUGUCGUUCAUGGUGUGAAAUACCCCGCGCCUAUCUUGUCACUCGCCGUUUCGCCGGAUGAGAAACAUCUUGCCGUCGGGAUGGUCGGCGGACUCCUCAGCAUUCGGACGCGCCGCAGUGGAGGCGAGAAGGACACUGUCAAGGAGAAGGAGCGGGCGAUGGAUCUGAUCAUGAAGGGACUCGACCCGCGGGCCGUCGACAAGAAGAAGGGAAAAUCUGGCAACAAGGCGAGGAAACUCAAGGGACUCGACUACAAGGGUGAAGAGGAGGAGUUGAUCAUCGACGCAGCACCGAAGCGGGCGAAGAAGGAGCGUGCAUUUGAGGUUGACCUGCGGAAGGGGAGGUACACAGAUGCACUGGAUCGUGUUCUUGGCCCCUCAGGCCGUGGAGAGCCAUCAAUGAUUCUUACUGUGGUUAAGGAGCUGGUCUACAGGAACGCUGUGGGCAAGGCCCUAGCGAACAGGGACGAGGAGGGUCUGAGGCCGGUGAUCGAGUGGUGUGUGCGGUGCGUUGGAGACCCGAGGAUGGUGGGCGUUGUGGUCGAGGUUGUCGAGGCGGUGCUGGACCUGUAUAGCCAUGCACUGGGACAGAGCAUCGAGUUCGACAAGCUGGUGACGAGGCUCACGGCACGGAUCAACAACGAGGUGGAGAAUGCGCGGCAGGCACAGCGGACGGUGGGAAUGCUGGGGAUGCUGGUGGCAGGAAAUGAAUAAUGCGUUGCUGCGUUUAUGGAUUGUAUAUAAUUUUGGGCAUCAUGGCGUUUCUGUGUGCUUUAGAUCAAAAAAGUCUUGUAUUUGUGGGAGGAUUGGAGCCGACUGCGGUCCAUAGUAAAUACCUUAGGAGCUGGUCAUGUUCGUUCUUCGGAUAGACUGUAAACUUGAAGAACCCGUACUUUGUUG
Messenger RNA from Tricharina praecox, 1873 nucleotides. Its product is annotated as WD40-repeat-containing domain protein. The coding region runs from base 95 to 1687 and encodes 530 amino acids. Gene Ontology annotation, cellular component: nucleolus. Gene Ontology annotation, molecular function: protein binding. The transcript has a single exon. NCBI's taxonomy places the organism in Eukaryota, Fungi, Ascomycota, Pezizomycetes, Pezizales, Pyronemataceae. Gene Ontology annotation, biological process: positive regulation of transcription by RNA polymerase I; rRNA processing. The record is from RefSeq and is a predicted model, not a curated record.